ACGAGCUUGCGCAAAUCUAACCUCGUCCUACCAGCCCAGCAAAUCGAUCUCAGAUUGCAGCAGGGGAUGUUUUGGCCUCAGCAGUAUCUGCUUUGGCGCCGAAACCCUGACAAGCUGUCUCCACUCGCGCAAGCCCGUUACAUUGGGUUCUACAACACACUAUGGCUAAUAGCAAACGACGCCAUCGUCGGUGUAGCUGUCGGAGCGUUAUUGCUGGACAACGCGCCGUAUCUCGCUAGCCUGAUGGAACGCUUCAUCCAAACGUAUACAAUCGACAGAACGCGGGACAUGAUCGUAUGGCUUAUGGGCUCACCAGCCGGACUGAAGUUAAAUGCCGAUCUGAACGGAAUUCUGGGAACCCUAUUCAUGGAGUUACUAGUUCUCUGGAGUGGAUGGGCCCAAGCCCUCUGCCCACACCUCCCGCAACUCAUCCGCGUAAUCAGCGCCUGCAGCGUCGUGGGCGUAUCAAUGUCCAUAUCCGUCUUUCUGGACCUUCUUGCAAUCAUCACCGUCCAUUUGCAUCUGUGCUAUAUUGUUGCGAGCAAGAUUUAUUACUGGGAGGUGCAGGGACUUGUGUCGAUGUUUACAUUGUUUCGAGGAAAGAGGAAGAACGUGGAGAAGAACCGUAUUGACUCGGCCGAAUAUACCCUCGAUCAACUGCUUCUCGGAACAAUACUCUUUGCCCUCCUCACCUUCCUAUUCCCCACCGUCGCGGUGUACUACGUCCUCUUCUCGCUGAUUCGCAUCUCAGUCGUCCUAACCCACGCCGUCUUCGAAAUCGUGCUGGCGUUCGUCAACCAUUUCCCAUUGUUUGCCAUCAUGUUGAGGAUUAAGGAUCCGAGGCGGUUGCCAGCGGGAAUCAUAAUUGAUGCAUCGCCUCUGAGGGAUGCGUUUGAUCUGUCAGUAUGGUGGAAAUCGUUUGGGUCCCAGUCUGAAGCCCACGCGACGGAAACGGUGAAGCGUGCAGGGGAAGGAGCUGUGUAUAUGAGGAUGAAGACCGCACCCCUAUCCUACUCCUCCAUCUUCUACCAGUACAAGUACCUUUGGACAAGGCUACGAACCCACUACCUCCUCACAGACAUCCUCAACUCCCUCUUCCUCGGACGCAACAUCCAAGUCAUCCCUAAACUCCAGGUAAGAUUGGCAGAAAAAGAAAUGUCAUUUUUUUGUGAUUGUUUUCCAAAAAGUCUCUUCAUGUAUCUGGUUAACUCCUGUUCUUUUUCUGUUUCUCACGGCGCGUUUGUCUAUCUGCUAGUAUCCCACCUUGCCGGCGAGGAAGUAUGA
Fimicolochytrium jonesii is the source of this 1284-nucleotide messenger RNA. Its product is annotated as N-acetylglucosaminyl transferase component-domain-containing protein. The record is from RefSeq and is a predicted model, not a curated record. Gene Ontology annotation, cellular component: membrane; endoplasmic reticulum. The transcript is spliced from 9 exons. Gene Ontology annotation, biological process: GPI anchor biosynthetic process. The annotation marks the transcript as partial. Lineage: Eukaryota; Fungi; Chytridiomycota; Chytridiomycetes; Spizellomycetales; Powellomycetaceae.